Spirodela intermedia is the source of this 72-nucleotide messenger RNA. NCBI's taxonomy places the organism in Eukaryota, Viridiplantae, Streptophyta, Magnoliopsida, Alismatales, Araceae. The record is from the annotation of a GenBank genome assembly.
AUGAGGCAACUGUAUUGUAUUUUCCUGUAUGUAUUUCCAACGUUUAUCGUUUUAUGUACAGAGUAUUAUUAA